CUGCACGAGUUGUCCAUGCAGGCCUUGGGCGAGCUCAUGAGGGGCCUCCUUGAAGAAGACCCCACUGAGAAUUGGUUCAUGGAAAUGUUCCAUCUGCUUGAGCCGUGGAUCUUCUCUGACAAGGAGUGGGAGAGAGAGAGGGCCUUGCAGGCCAGCUCCCAGCUCCUUGUUGCCUAUCAGGAGACGGUCUAUUGCAGACUACAAGAGCCUUUGGAGCAGUUUGGGUCCCUGCUGGGGCUGCUGACACCAUACACUUGCAGCUCUCUUGCUGCAUCCCGCCUGUGGGCCGCCGACUGCAUUUUCUGCCUUCUGCAGCUACAAGGCCAGUCCAGGACAAUGGAUGCAGCAGAGGGGGAGCUGAGAGGUCUCCGGGAGGAGCUCAAAGCUGCCAGCCCUGAGGCUGUGCUGACAUCAUCCUGCCAAAUGGCGAAGGUCAGUGGCUCAAGAAGCUGGUGUGGAGACUCUGGGAGCUGGGUGUCCUUCAUUAAAGAAUAA
Alligator mississippiensis (American alligator) is the source of this 495-nucleotide messenger RNA. Its product is annotated as maestro heat-like repeat-containing protein family member 2A. Bases 16 to 495 code for a protein of 159 amino acids. Gene Ontology annotation, cellular component: cytoplasm. NCBI's taxonomy places the organism in Eukaryota, Metazoa, Chordata, Crocodylia, Alligatoridae. The record is from RefSeq and is a predicted model, not a curated record. The transcript has 5 exons.